AUGCAGCAGCCUCCUCUCGCUGUUCCUCCUCCUGUCGUUCAACCGACGGUGAGGCGGAGUGGGAGAUACGCGCUCGCGGAGGACGGCUCGGGGGUGACGGAUGAGGACGUCAUGCAGAGAGCUAUGCGACGCAAGGCGGAGAAGAACCUCGACAUGACUGGAAGUGGAUUUCUGCUCAUGCGUUUGCACUUCGAUCGUACCGCCCGCAGCUAUAAGACCCCCGCUAUAGGAACGAUACAUGUAUAUGCAGAGCACCAUCAGUGGAGAAUAGAGCAGAGCACACCAAUGGCGUCUUCCUACCGAGGCCUCCACAUUAGCCUCGCGCUCCUCUUCGUCAACCUGCUGCUUCUUCUCCGACACGCCCAUGGUGCAGCAGCAGGCGCGGCUAAAAGCAAAGUCUCGGCCGUCUUCGUGUUCGGCGACUCCAUUGUCGAUCCCGGCAACAACAACAACCGGAUCACGGCGGCCAAGGCCGACUUCCCGCCCUACGGCCAGGACUUCCCCGGCGGGAAUGCAACCGGGAGAUUCUCCAAUGGCAAGGUACCUGGGGACAUAAUAGCUUCCAGGUUAGGAGUGAAGGAACUAUUGCCACCUUACAUCGGAGAGGAUCUUGAGCUAGGUGACCUACGCACUGGUGUUGUCUUUGCCUCAGGGGGCAGUGGAUAUGAUCCUUUAACUUCAAUACUCACGACUGCUACAUCGAGUACCGGACAGCUUGAGUUAUUCCAUGACUACAAGGAGAGGUUAAAAGCUUUAGUCGGUGAAGAGGAGACAACACGUGUUAUCUCUGAAGGCAUAUACUUCACCGUCAAUGGGGCAAAUGACCUCGCAAAUAAUUAUUUCUCAAUAAUUCCCUUGAGGCGCCAUCAAUAUGACCUUCCUACAUAUGUAAGAUUUAUUGUUUCUUCGGCCGUCAACUUUACAAUGAAAUUAAAUGAGAUGGGUGCAAAGAGAAUUGGGUUCAUUGGCAUCCCACCAAUUGGAUGUUGUCCUUCACAAAAAGAGCUUGGAUCAAGAGAAUGUGAGCCAUUGAGGAAUCAAGCGGCACAAUUAUUCAACUCUGAAAUCACAAAGGAAAUCCAUCGGCUAAAUGCAGAACAAACUGUUCCAGGCUCAAAGUUUGCUUAUCUUGAUAUAUACUAUAAUUUGCUUGAUCUCAUUCAGCGACCUAAUUAUUAUGGUUUCAACGAGGCUGCUGAGGGUUGUUGUGGCAGUACAGUACUAAAUGCAGCAAUAUUCAUUGAAAAUCAUCCUGCAUGUCCAAAUGUUCAAGAUUAUAUUUUCUGGGACAGCUUCCAUCCUACCGAAAAGGCCUACAAUAUUGUAGUUGAUAAACUCUUUCAGCAAAAUUUACAGGACCUACUGUGA
Lolium rigidum is the source of this 1368-nucleotide messenger RNA. RefSeq names its product GDSL esterase/lipase EXL1-like. Bases 1 to 1368 code for a protein of 455 amino acids. NCBI's taxonomy places the organism in Eukaryota, Viridiplantae, Streptophyta, Magnoliopsida, Poales, Poaceae. The record is from RefSeq and is a predicted model, not a curated record. Gene Ontology annotation, molecular function: hydrolase activity, acting on ester bonds. The transcript has 6 exons.